Aspergillus wentii DTO 134E9 is the source of this 1776-nucleotide messenger RNA. RefSeq names its product putative CTP synthase. The coding region runs from base 1 to 1776 and encodes 591 amino acids. Gene Ontology annotation, cellular component: cytoplasm; cytoophidium. Gene Ontology annotation, molecular function: CTP synthase activity; identical protein binding. The transcript is spliced from 10 exons. The record is from RefSeq and is a predicted model, not a curated record. Gene Ontology annotation, biological process: CTP biosynthetic process; pyrimidine nucleobase biosynthetic process. NCBI's taxonomy places the organism in Eukaryota, Fungi, Ascomycota, Eurotiomycetes, Eurotiales, Aspergillaceae.
AUGAAGUACGUUUUGGUUUCCGGAGGUGUCAUCUCCGGCGUCGGUAAAGGUAUCAUUGCCAGCAGCUGCGGUUUGCUGUUGAAGACUGCCGGUCUGGCUGUUUCCAGCAUUAAGAUUGAUCCUUAUCUCAAUCUCGACGCGGGUCUUAUGAACCCCUUGGAACACGGAGAGUGUUUCGUUCUAGAUGACGGUGGUGAAGCGGAUCUCGACCUUGGAAACUAUGAGCGCUAUCUCGGUGUCACCCUCGGACGGGACAACAACAUCACGACCGGCAAGAUCUACCAGCACGUUAUUGAUAAGGAGCGUCGGGGUGAUUACCUUGGAAAGACAGUCCAGAUCGUUCCCCACCUGACCAACGAAAUCCAAAACUGGGUUGAAAGAGUCGCCAAGGUUCCCGUUGAUGAGUCCGGAAGAGAACCCGACGUUUGCAUCAGUCAUGUUACUAACCAUUUUGCAGUUGAGUUGGGCGGAACUGUCGGAGACAUCGAAAGUGCACCCUUCGUCGAGGCCAUGAGCCAGCUCCAGAGACGCGCUGGAAAGAACAACCUCCUCACCAUCCACGUCAGCUACGUUCCCUUGAUCGGCUCGGAACAAAAGACCAAGCCUACCCAAAGAGCUAUUAGCGACGUCCGCAGUGCUGGUCUCAGACCGGAUCUGAUCGCCUGCCGCUGUGAGACUCCUCUUGAGGAGAGCACCAUUCAGAAGCUCGCCAAUGCCUGUCAAGUGGAGCGCGAUCAGGUUGUUGGAGUUCACAACGUUUCUACGACAUACCAGGUUCCCAUCCUUUUGGAGCAGCAGGGCUUCCUCAACACCAUCAAGGACAUCCUUCAGAUCGACACUACCAAGAAGGAGCCUAAGUACCUCGAACACGGCAAGGUCAUCUGGCAGGAGUGGCAGGGUCUGGCUAUUAGCCAAGACCACAUCUUUGAGACUGUGUCCAUCGCCCUGGUUGGCAAGUACACCAGUCUCCACGACUCUUACAUGAGUGUGAGCAAGGCGCUGGAACAUUCGGCCAUGCACUGCAAGAAGAAGCUGAACUUGAUCUGGGUUGAAUCCACUCAUUUGGAAGAGGAGCACAAGACUGCCAACCCGGCCGAAUAUUACAAGGCGUGGCACUCUGUGUCCACCGCCAACGGUAUCCUUGUUCCGGGUGGUUUCGGUGAGCGUGGAACCGAAGGUAUGAUCAAGAGUGCCCAGUGGGCCCGUACCAACAACGUUCCCUACCUCGGUGUCUGCCUCGGUAUGCAACUCGCCGUCGUCGAGUUUGCUCGCAACGUCUGUGGUAUGACCAAGGCUGGAAGUGCCGAAUUCCACGAACAGUGCGAGGAGCCCGUCAUCAUUUACAUGCCCGAGAUCGACAAGGCCCAGAUGGGUGGCAACAUGAGACUUGGAAAGCGGCCAACCUCCUUCCAGCCCGGCACCGAAUGGUCUCGCCUGCGAAAGCUGUACGGUGAGAAGCAGGAGGUGUGGGAGAGACACCGUCACCGCUACGAAGUCAACCCCGAGAUGGUCGAAGAAUUGGAGAACGGCGGUCUCACCUUCGUCGGAAAGGACGAAACCGGCAAGCGUAUGGAGAUUAUCGAACUCAAGGACCACAAGUGGUUCGUCGGUGUGCAGUUCCACCCCGAGUACCUCAGUCGUGUCCUUGCGCCCAGCAAGACCUUCCUUGGUUUCUUCGCUGCCGCUGCCGGCUGUCUCGAAGAGAUGACCGAGCUGUUCAAGGACCGUCACGAUCUCAGCCACCGGGAGGUCGUUCUCCCUGCCCACUCGGCCUAG